AGCGAGCUGCAGACGCGGCGCGAGGCAUGGCAGCCGCGCGAGCUGCGCCCCAAGCAGGGCCACCUGCUCAAGUAUGUGCGCAACGUCAGCGACGCCUCGUCGGGCUGCGUCACGGACCUCUAGAGCUGGCAUUGCAAUGCCAUAAUUAUCGGAUGCCUGUCGUGAGGCCGGCUUGCCUGUCGUGCGCCGCACACGAGCAGAUGCGCACUGCACGGCGUCGCCCGUGCAAGCGCUGUGUUCUAUAGCUACAGACUGUCUCACUGGUGCCCCUGAUGAUCUAUGCUCCCUCCAUUGCCCUCCUCUCUCCACCUCAGCCCAGCACUCCCUUGGUGCGCCCUCCUCCGCUACUCCUUCGCCCGCUUGCGCCGCUCCUUGCGUGCGGCAUUCUGCGACGCCUUGGCACUGAGGCGCUCGGCCAUCUGCACGCCGCGCUCCUGCUUCUUGCGUGCCGCGACUGACGAGCGCACGGCGCCGCGCACGCUGCCCUUCCUUGCUGGCGCCGGCGGUGCGGGGAUGGGCCGCGCAGGCGCAGCGGGUGCGGACGAGGUGCUUUCGUCGGGCUCUGUGCAGGGGCUUGGAGUGAGCCCAUGCCACUGAUGCAGCGUACAGCGCAAAGGCGGUGCGGCGCGAGCGAGCCGGGGGCAGUCGCCCGUCUCGCACAGGCGUACGCACCUGUGACGAUGGUCGGGAAGACUUCCGGCUCGCGGCGCUCGGCGCCUGUGAGGCGAGCGUGUCAGCGGUAGGCACAAG
Messenger RNA from Tilletiopsis washingtonensis, 750 nucleotides. RefSeq lists its product as hypothetical. The record is from RefSeq and is a predicted model, not a curated record. The coding region runs from base 280 to 597 and encodes 105 amino acids. The transcript has a single exon. NCBI's taxonomy places the organism in Eukaryota, Fungi, Basidiomycota, Exobasidiomycetes, Entylomatales.